GACUCAUAAAGAUAAUAUGCAAAGGGCAUAUAUAUCGAGGGGACUUUCUUAUGUAUUUUAUUAAUCUAAAUGAGUGUCAAGCGUGUGAUGUACCCAUUACUCAAUGCAAACUAUAGGCGGGAAUGUACCGACUUUGCGGUGAUGCAGCUGCCGGGGUAUAAAAAGCGGAUCGGAGACCUAGCGACACUCAGAAUACUAUCAGUAAUCGGUGUUUCAGCAUCAACAGCAACCACAACCAAUUACAAUGGACUGUCAUUCAAGCGCCGACCCGAAGACAGGAGCUGCAUUCGCCAAAUGCGGCGUGAUAAAAGGUGAUGAGCAGACAAAUGCUAAGGCUGGAGUUUUCGCUAUGACCAAUGGAGGACCCGUCACUAAAGGUGUCUAUGCAGGAGUAAAUGCCAAUGGCCACAGUUUGUCGGUACAACACGGACAUACCCAAGGAUUUGGCAGUUCCACCACAACCAGCGCCCAGGCGAAUAUUUUCUCCAACAAGCAAGCAGAGAUGAAUGCAACUGCUAUGCACACUCAUACCCGAAAUCUCGACCAAUUCGGAGGUGGGUUGAAUAUUAACUCUAGCCGCGGCCAUGCUGCAUCUGUGGGAGUCAAUCAUAUACCGAAGUACAAUAUGACAACCAUGAAUGCAGCUGGCAAGGCCAAUCUGAUGUCGUCGCCCAACGGCAACCUCAAUUUGGAUGCCACAGCAAAUGCAUCGCGACACAUGAGCGGACCAUUCCGAGGCAAGUCGGACUUUGGAACAGGACUCAAUUUAAAUUAUAAAUUUUAAUCAGAACACAGGUUG
Messenger RNA from Drosophila sulfurigaster albostrigata, 799 nucleotides. RefSeq names its product attacin-A-like. Gene Ontology annotation, cellular component: extracellular region. The record is from RefSeq and is a predicted model, not a curated record. Gene Ontology annotation, biological process: defense response to bacterium. The transcript has 2 exons. The coding region runs from base 245 to 784 and encodes 179 amino acids. NCBI's taxonomy places the organism in Eukaryota, Metazoa, Arthropoda, Insecta, Diptera, Drosophilidae.